GAGGCGUCCUCGAUGGGCCUGGGCGAGAAGGGGCAGGCCAUGGACACGAUCCAGCCCCUGUGGGACACGACCAUGGAGAAGAUGCAGGACAUGUGGAGCAGCACCUUUGCCGCGCUCCCCGCCGGCGCCAAGGCUCCCCUCCUGGUCAUCACCGGGUUCGUCUGCAGCACCCUGGACGGCCGCCCCACCACGCUGAAGCGCAGCGGCUCGGACUACUCCGCCACCAUCUUCGCCAAGGUGCUGGGGUCGGCGUCCGUGACCUUCUGGAAGAAUGUGAACGGCGUGUACACCGAUCCCCGCCGGGUGCCCAGCGCUUUCUCGAUCCCGUCGCUGACGUUCGACGAGGCCAUGGAGCUGGCCUACUUCGGCGGCCAGGUGCUGCACCCCUCGGCCAUGGUGCCCUGCAUCGAGAAGAGGAUCCCCGUCCUCGUCAAGAACGUGUUCAACCCAUCCCACCCUGGCACCAGGGUAUACGGUCGGGGGGACGCCUGGAACAAGUGGGACGAUCAGGAGGAGGACGUCACCAUGAAGGACUUCCCGGUCAAGGCCAUCACGUCCAUCGAGAAGGUGUCGCUGGUGACCAUCUCGGGCGCAUCCUUUCUGGGCACCAUGGGCGUGGCUCGCCGGAUGAUGCAGGCUCUGGAGACGGCUGGCGCCAACGUGAUCCUCGCCUCCCAGGGAUCCUCCGAGCACUCCAUCACCGUGGCGGUCGAUGCGGGCGAUCAGGACCGUGCGGUGGAGGGCUUGAAGGAGGCCUUCGCCAUUGAGCUCGCGCGGGACUCCGAGAUCAGAGUGGCCCCGAAGCCGGACUGCAGCAUCGUGGCGAUCAUCGGUGAGGGCAUGAAGGAGCGCACAGGCAUCGCGGCGCGCUUCUUCAACUCCCUGGGGCGGGCCCAGGUGAACGUAGUCGCCAUUGCGCAGGGCGCAUCGGAGCGAAACAUCUCGGUGGUGGUGCCGCGUGGGGACCUUUCCCGCGCGCUGCGCGCUAUUCACGAAGGCUUCACGCUGUCGAACAUGAACAUGGGAAUCGGGAUCAUCGGCACCGGACUGGUUGGUUCGGAGGUCGUCAAGCAGCUCGCCAAGUUCGAGGCAUCCCAGGGCAGGAUGCAGAAGCUCCCGGCCAUGAUGCAGUCGAAGAACCUCAACAUCGAGGUGCGCAUGAUCGCGGACUCGAGCAAGAUGGUGCUGUCCGAGCACGGCCUCCCGCUGGAGGGGCUCGACAUGGAGGAGGGCGGCACCAGCAUCCCGGCGUGGGAGAAGAAGGUCGCGGAGCUCGGGGCUGACUUCCAGGUGGUGCCGACCGAGAUGGGCGUGCUCGAGGAUUUCCUCGACACCAAGCGCAUACCCCACAAGGUGAUCAUCGAUUGCACCCCCUCGGAGGAGGUUGCCAAGAACUACCCGAGAUGGCUGCGCAAGGGGAUCCACGUGAUCUCCGCCAGCCACUGUGUCGGCUCGGGGCCGCUCGACAGGUCAGGCUGGCCGACAGACCGGGGCGACGCGCUCGGGCGGCCGGUGGCUCUACGAGACGACGAUCGGGGCGCAGAUGCCCGUCAUCUCCACCAUCCACGACCUCGUGCAGACCGGGGACGACGUGAAGAAGGUGGAGGGCGCGCUCUCGGGCACCGUGGGGUUCAUCCUCAACGCCAUGGAGCAGGACCCGAGCACGACCAUGGGUUGGGCCAGGCGCUCGCCGCGGCGGCGGCCCGCGGCCUCUGCGAGCCCGACCCGCGCGACGACCUCUCGGGCCUGGACGCGGCCCGCAAGGCCGUCAUCAUCGCGCGCGAGCUCGGCCUGCGGACCUCGAGCUUUCCGACGUGGAGACCGAGUCGUUCCUGCCCAAGGACCCGAGAAGACGGGUGCCCCAAAGACGUUGCGGCGAUCGCCGAGCUGCUGGACAGCUCCCAGGACACGAGGAUCAGGGCCCUCAUCCAGGAGGCCAAGGACCGGGGCGAAAAACUGAACUACGUCUGCCAAGUCGACGUGGAGAAGGGCGAGGCCAGCGUGAAACUGAGGAGUUGCCCGCUGAACCACCCACUGGCCUCAGCCAACGAGGCCGACAACGUGGUGCUGUUCGUAACCAACCGGUACGCCGAGAACACCCCGCUGGUGGUGCGGGGCCCCGGCGCUGGCGCUGGGGUCACCGCGUCUGGCGUCCUCGCGGAGCU
This is a messenger RNA of Prorocentrum cordatum, 2165 nucleotides long. Lineage: Eukaryota; Dinophyceae; Prorocentrales; Prorocentraceae. The record is from the annotation of a GenBank genome assembly.